Molecule: messenger RNA, 347 nt
Organism: Linum tenue
Lineage: Eukaryota; Viridiplantae; Streptophyta; Magnoliopsida; Malpighiales; Linaceae
Source: the annotation of a GenBank genome assembly
GUAAGUAUUGCCCGAGAAGAGAGAGAUGUGGUGCAAACAUGUGGUGAAAUAUUAAGAUAUUCUAAGAGGGAAUUAAGGAAGAGCCGUUGGUCGACCAACCGACAAGCCAACGAUGAGAGGGUUUGUUUCGCCACGAGAUGGGCAACCCUAUUAUACUUACGCUGGGUGAAGUGGAACGAUGAAGCUUAAUGGAGGCUCAAAGGACCUGAACUUCAGAAAGAAAGCUGCCAACAAUUGCGUAGACGAGUCCUUGCGAUUUAUCAUUUGUAUGAUCACCUGCGCAUCACCACAAUAGGAGAGACAUCAUAGAUAAAAAAAAGAUGUCUCAAACAACAACCGAAAUUAAG